AUGUCCACGUUUAUGCUGCUCGGGCAUUGGCUCUGCAUCUGCGGAGCUGUGACCCUGCGCGGAUCUGACCGGAGCAAAGACCCAAGUCUGCCCGUUGCCCACCAGAGCAACAUCGAGGGUGUUCCCAGCAUCCAGAAUGCGACAAGCCUGGACGAGAGCGGCUACAUGUACAACAGCAGCGAGCUUUCCAUUCUGAUCCCGGAGACGAGGCCUUUGGUGACAUUACCACUUGUGGUGCUGCAGGCACAUACACACUUCCCCGAGCUUCGAAUACAGCUCAUGUACGGCCAUGACAACAAGGAGUACGUCCACUCGCAGAAAACGCUUGUGGAACUCCAGCAGAAAGGUGCAGUUUUUCUCACACCCAUGCCGGGAGAAGCGUACGAUAUCAACCGGCUGCCUGACUGGGUACACCGCCAGCGAGCAUACUCGAAGGCACUCACGUCACCAGAGUUUUGGAAGCUAAUCACCACCCCCAAAGUCUUGCUGGCACAGACAGACACGUGGAUGUGCAAUGGGGCACACAAGCACCUCAAAGACUUCCUUCAGUACGAUUAUGUCGGGGCUCCGUGGACGAGUAACAUGACUCGUUGCCCCAAGAAGUGGGUGGGCAACGGUGGUUUCAGCCUCCGCGAUCGCGAAGCGAUGCUGAGGGUUACUCAGUCCUUCCGCCCGGAGCCCGACGAUUUGGCUGAGGAUCUUUUUUUCUGCAGUCAUAUGCAAGACUCCGAGAAGCUUCCGUCUCAUGAAGUGGCAAAACACUUCUCCAGGGAGGGAUUCUAUGAAGAGGAGAGUUCGUCAAACCCUACCAUGCCGAAUGUGGGCGUCCACAACCUGCGGUUGACUCCGGAUGAUAUCCGGAAAUUCUUCGAGGGCCAGUGCCCUGGCGUGAGUCUCGUGUGCCAGAACCUGCACCCUGCGCAGGCAGAGCUUGACAACAGCGAAGGGUCCCUUGAGUCCCUUGGCGAGGACCUGGUCCAGAAAUGGAAGCAGGAGUUCUUCCCGCAGACAGUUGCCUUGCUACAAGACAGCAACAGCCGCAUCAUGGACUCUGUUAGCCUGACACUGAUGGCCAAGAUCUUCUCAGCUGAGCCCCUACGCGAUCCAUCCGUGGUCGACUUCCUUCGUGAAACAGAGGAGGCAUUGCAGUGA
This is a messenger RNA of Symbiodinium natans, 1152 nucleotides long. Lineage: Eukaryota; Dinophyceae; Suessiales; Symbiodiniaceae. The record is from the annotation of a GenBank genome assembly.